UGCCUCACUCAGCAAACACGCAGCUUGCUCUCGCCAUGCACCUCGCCUGUCUCAUCCUCACCGUCUUCCUGGGACAGCUCCUGGGCACCAUGGGGCAGGUCACGGUCACCCAGGAAAAUGGACCAGUCAUGGUGAAGCAGGGACACCCCUUCCAGACCACCUGCAAAUACCAGACCAGUUAUCUUCCUUCAUUGUUCUGGUACCAGCAGCAGAAAGGCCAAGCCCCACAGCUGGUCUCCUAUCAAGCAGUGCCUGGCUCCAAGCACAAUGGCCGUAUCACCACGCACCUGAACACCACGGGGAAAUCCAGUGUCCUGCGGGUGGAGGAAGUGCAGGGCUCUGACACUGCCUUGUACCUCUGUGCUCUAACUCCCUCAGACUUUUCAGAGCUCACCUUUGGCUCGGGGACCCGACUGUCCAUCCUGCCCGAAGUGACUCCAUCUCCCUCCGUCUACAGGCUGACCUCUAAAGAUGACCAGGACCUGGAGAUGUGCCUUAUCACAGAUUACUCCCCCGAAAAGCUCACUCUUAACACUGCUGAGCAGCACACGUCCGCUGUCGUGGGGGUGGCAACUCCAGAGAACAGUGAGGAAUCCAGCUACCUGUCCACCUUCUGGGCCAGGAGAGAUCAGCUGCAGUGUGCUGCCAGUCACGAGGGCUUUGGAGAGCUGGAGGGCGAGGACCCUGAGAGUGGUGCCAGCGCUGUCUGUGUCACAGGGCUGUCCCUACACUUCAGGACAGAUGAACACUUGAACACACUGUCUUUAUCACAGCUGGGCCUCAAAAUAGUCUUAAUGAAAGGAAUAAUUUUUAAUGUGCUGAUGACAAUGCUUCUGUGGAAGAAAAAAAAGGACUGAGAGUAACCGGGUGGUGCAGUCCUGAAGUACCCAAACCAUCUGCUUUGAGAGAGCACCGUGAGCAAGAGGGAGCACAGGGAUAUUCCUUGUGCAAGGGACAUCACUUGCUGUUCUUAUAAAUCACACCAGCCAUUAUAUUCUAAAAUUCUUUAUUUUCACUGCUUUAAGACUGCUCAAAACGAGACGUUUCCAGCAUCCUGCCCUCCAGAUGCCUGGGUCAUUCACCAUACACUGCCUCUUUUGCAUGAAGCAGACUUUGCUGUAAUUAUAC
Molecule: messenger RNA, 1128 nt
Organism: Hirundo rustica (Barn swallow)
Lineage: Eukaryota; Metazoa; Chordata; Aves; Passeriformes; Hirundinidae
Product: M1-specific T cell receptor alpha chain-like
Exons: 8
Coding region: 36-857 (273 amino acids)
Molecular function (GO): peptide antigen binding
Source: RefSeq, a predicted model, not a curated record